UUGGCCAUAUGCGUUAAUUAUGUAGCCCGGCUCAAUGUCAGUGUUGCCCUGGUGGCCAUGACGGAUGCGGCCACUUCCAAUCCUGACUUUCCGGAAUACAACUGGACAGAGGCACAACGUUCCUAUAUUCUUUCCAGCUUCUAUUGGGGCUAUAUUAUCACCCAGUUUCCGGCUGGAUUUUUGGUGCGUCGUUUUGGCGCCAAAAUCGUGCUGUUUAUACCAACAUUUGCCACCGCCAUCUUGAGUGCACUGACACCUUAUUCUAUCAGCUGGGGUGGCUGGGUGGCAUUUAGCGUACUACGUGUUGUAAUGGGAUUAUUUCAGGGUCUAAUAUUUCCCUGCAUACAUGAACAUCUGGCCAAAUGGUCACCGCCCAAAGAUCGCAAUCGCUUGGGAGUUUUCGCCUACUCGGGCUCCGAUUGUGGCUCUGUGAUGGCAAUGGGAAUUAGUGGACUGAUAGCAAAUAGUUCCAUGGGCUGGCCGGGUAUAUCGUAUGUGUCGGCGGGAUUAUGUGGCAUCUGGUGUCUACUCUGGCUGCUCUUCUCGGCCAACAAUGCGCCCAGCUCCCGGCUGGUUGGCCAAAACGAACGUGAUUACAUUGAGCGUUCGAUGAAGCGAGAAGAUGGAUUCCAUGUACAG
Molecule: messenger RNA, 639 nt
Organism: Drosophila innubila
Lineage: Eukaryota; Metazoa; Arthropoda; Insecta; Diptera; Drosophilidae
Product: putative inorganic phosphate cotransporter
Exons: 1
Biological process (GO): monoatomic anion transport; transmembrane transport
Cellular component (GO): plasma membrane
Molecular function (GO): transmembrane transporter activity
Source: RefSeq, a predicted model, not a curated record